Paramecium sonneborni is the source of this 1393-nucleotide messenger RNA. Lineage: Eukaryota; Ciliophora; Oligohymenophorea; Peniculida; Parameciidae. The record is from the annotation of a GenBank genome assembly.
AUGAUUGUUUCUCCUAAAGACUUAAGCAAUCAUAAUUCUUCACAAAAACUAAAAAAAUGGAUUAUUCUUUUCAGCUUCUGCUUGAACUCGUAAAAUUUUAUAAGAUGAUAGGAUAUCAAGUGUAUUUUUAUUUAAUGCGUUUUCUCCUAUUUGGUCACAAGUAGCAAUAUACUAUAAAACAACAGAUUAUAAUCUAAACUGGUUUUCUAAUUGUUAUUUUGUCUUACCAAUCAUUUUAACAUUGUUUUUAAAUCCAAUAAUAUUAAAAUACUAUGGAUGGACCUAAAUAAGUAGUUGUUUAGCAACAUCUAUUGGAUUAUGGAUAAUAUAUACUGCAGAGAGAAAUUACUAUAUAGGAUUAUUAGGAUUUAUUUUUAUAGGACUUGGUCAAUCAUUUUAUUUUCAUGUUCCAUUACGUAAAUGUUAAUGAAACUUAAAACUAGACUUAUCAAAGUUAUGGUUUGAACCUGAUGAGAGAAUAGUUUCAACAUUUAUUGGAUAAUACUCUAGUAAUAUUGGUCUACUUUUGGGCUAUGUUGUUUCAUCAAUUUAUUUUUAUGAUGAGGUAAAGAUAAUUUAAAUGUUUAGGUUGAUUAGAAUUAAUUUAAUUAGAAAUUCUCAAAUAUUAUAUAUUUUAAUGCUAUUCUUGCUACCAUAUCUGUUCCUCUUAGUAUUAUUACUCUCUCAAAACCUAGAGAACUUUAAAAUAGAAUGCUAAUUAGAGAAAACCUUUGGAAAUCAAUUAAAAUAAUAUGUUCAAAUAAAGAAAGUAUAUUUGACAUUUUAUCUGUUUCAGCUUGUAAUUUAUUUAUGUAUUUUAAGUUAUUGGUUAUGGUUGGUGUUAUCCUACUCUUUUUAGUGUUUAGCAAAUAAUGAUAGGAUAAACUACUUUAGAUAUAAUUAUAAAUAGCAUAAAUUUUCAAAUUGGUUAAAUUUUAGCUGCAUUUAUAAGUACAUCACGAUUAUAAAAACAAGCAAGUCAAGGUUUAUAAUUAAGUUAUGAUAAAUUGAUAAAAUAGAUUCUAAGUGCAGGAUUUCUGUUUUUGGUUAUAGAAAUUCUAAUUUAUGAAAAUCUACCUUACUUUUUAUUAGUAGGGUCAAAUUUAAUUAUUGGAGCAGGACUAGGUGGUUUGUAUUCUGUUCUAUUAGAAUCUUUAAUGGAGAAACAUUAUCCUGCUUAAGAAUUGGCAAUCUCUUCAUUACUAGAAAUUGCUGCUUGCGUAUUUAUUUAUGUAUAUUAGAGGCAUUUGCUUUAUUCAUCACAAUGAUAUUAGUAAUACCAGAAUUUUUGUAAUUUGGUUUUCAAAUAUAUUCUUUUAUUAUGAUACUACCGUUUUGCUAUAUUUAUGUCUUUUAUAAUACAAAUUUCAAGAGGUUCGAAUAUGAAGGAUGA